AAGCUCAGGGAACGACAUGUGGCGUGUUUUAAACACAGCAUGUAAGUGAGUGGUGAACUGUAGAUAAUAUACUUCAGUGAUACUGACGGAAAGGACAAAAGGAAAAAUGAGUGGAGAAACUGUUACUAUGGCUUCUGAAACUACUUAAUAUUUCAGCAGAACUCAGGACUCUUCACCUGCACCACUUGUUCAGCUCUCCAUCUCACACACAGUAAAGGGGAAGUGGUGAUGGACGACUACACUGCAAGACCAUAACUUCAUACUUUUACACAAGGCCUGUGAAGUGGCUUAUAUCUUCACAACUUUAUAAUUUAAUGCACUGAACACAACGUUCUUCACUGAUAAUGAAGUCGAGGAGAAACAGGAACAUGCUGGUGAAUAUUGUAGCAGAAAUCAGGACUCUCAGGACUCUUCUUCUCCUGCUGUGCUGUUUACUGUGUGAAGCUGGAGACGAGACGGUCACACUGCAGGAAGGGGAAGGAACCACUAUAACUCUCCAUACUGGGAUAACUGGGAUUCAGAGGGAUGCUCAUAUAGUUUGGUUUUAUGGACCUGAGAAAGCAGAGGAAAAGAUAUUGAUUAGUCAGGUGUUUAAAGGAGAAACUGUUACAGACAUCAGUGAGAGAUUUAAAGAGCGACUGCAGCUGGACAGAAUCAGUGGAGCUUUAACCAUCAGGAACAUCAGCAGAACUGAUUCUGGAGUUUAUUUAUUACACGUCAUCACUGGACGUCUCUCAUCUAGGACUUUCAGUGUCAGUGUUUAUGCUCCAGUAUCAACUCCAGUAAUAAUAAAUGAAAGAGGAAAGCGAAGUGUGAUUUCCACAGAGUCGUGUUUCCUCCUGUGUUCUGUGGAGAAUGGAGAAGAUGUGAAGUUAUCCUGGUACAGAGAGAAUGAGAGAAUCUCCAUCACCAAUAACACAGAUCUUAGUGUUCCCCUCAAUCUCUCACUUCAAAUACAACACAAUGACAUUAACACUUACAUCUGUGUGUCUGCAAACCCUGUCAGCCAUAAAACAACUUCUCUCAUCAUCACACAGCUCUGUGACGUCUCAGACACAUCUGAUGGUUCUCCUUCACUGCUUCCUGUCCUGAUAUCAGCUGGAGUUUUCCUGCUACUAAUACUAACAGGAUUUGUGUGGGUUUGGCUAAAAAGUAAAAAUAACAAGGUCCUAAAGAAACUUGAGGAAGUGACUUUCACUGAGGUGACAAUUACAGCUCACAGUGCAGAGAGAGUUAAAAAGGAAGAAAAGUCCAGAAUAACAGAUGGUCAAGAGCUGAAUACCUUCAUGAUGUACUCAGCUGUGGAGACACUGACAUAAUUCUGUACAUACUUAUUUAUCAAAAAGAACAUUAAAUGAUAAUUAAUCAAUUUCUUUUAUAGGUCACUGAUCUAUAAUUCAUUUAUAUUUAAUAACCUUUGAAUAUUGGAGUUUGGAAUAAAAAUAAUUAACAUUCUCGAUCUGUUUACUUCAUUAAACUACAAAUAAAAACUGUUU
Molecule: messenger RNA, 1496 nt
Organism: Tachysurus fulvidraco (yellow catfish)
Lineage: Eukaryota; Metazoa; Chordata; Actinopteri; Siluriformes; Bagridae
Exons: 7
Coding region: 345-1319 (324 amino acids)
Source: RefSeq, a predicted model, not a curated record